CGGCGCCGCUUGGCUUGUCGGUGCCUCGGCGUCGCACAGUCAAACGCAAACUGUCGCCGUGCCGCGGCGGCGGCCCAUCGUGUGUACGUAGGCUCGGAGCAGCGAACAAAAACGAACGAACGAGCGAGAGAGAGAGAGAGAGAGAGCGAACGAUCCGGCUACAGCCCGCCGGCGCGCGUAGGGGACUCGAUCGCGCCUCGAGCCAAUUUUAUCGGCAAUUCCGCGCGACCUAAACUCCACGACGAGAGACCUCACCAGGCGAGCCAAUUUUCGUCCCGGCGAGAGACGCGAAGAUGGAGACAAGGAGGAACACUAACCUCGCUCAACGGCUGCCUCGCUAUUAAACGGCCCCCGAUAUCUGACGGCUGACAAACGGCUGCGCGUUCGCUUCGGCUGCACGACGAGAGCUCGUCAUCCUGGGAAAUCGCCGGCGAAAUCGCGAGCAGCGCGGACUACGGCAGGUCGACGCGUUGGGAGAGUUGUGAUACUGACUGCUCGCGAGAUCGAUCGUCUCGAUCGGACGCGGAGUGUCGUUUACGCGCGCGUUCCGCUGCGUCGGUUGAGCCGCGACGCCGCGUGAAGUUGGCCGCGGCUGAGCGACGCUCCGCGACUUUUCGAUUCGCGGCGAUUGCGCCUGUUUGCGAGCUGCCGAGGUACACCUCGUUGGAGAUCCAAGCACGAGGACAGAUCUAUCCUUCGGCUUCACGACCCGCGUCAGCGACGAGUCCCGGCUUCGUCGCGAGCAACAACCGGGGCUGCCACCUCCGCGAGGAUUGACCGCCUCCGCGACUCCGUCAAGUUCCGAGCCGGAAGUUCGAUACGCCGCUUCGAGAUCUAGAUCGCGCGAUAUCUCGGAUGCGCGCGUCGCUCAGGCGGCAAGUGCAUAACCUUCAAACUUUCGACGAAGCGGCAGCAAGAGCCAAGCGCGCGAUAGUGCGGUAGAUUCGUCGGCUGCGCGAGAACGACGGUGCACGGCGAAGAUGGGGGUGAAAAAUUUCAUCAUGAAGCGCAUCCCGUUCUGCAAGAUGAAGACGAGGCGGAAAUACCAUGGCACGAACGGGACGACGGCGCCGCCGGUGUCGCAAAAUGCGGCGCAGACGGACCAUCCGGCGGAUUCCGACAAUGUCAGCGUCGGCAGCGGCAACUCGAACCUCAGCACCGGCGCGCUUCAGAAUAUCCGAGAGCAAAUGGCGGCGUCUCUCGAAAGGAUGAGAGAGCUGGAGGAACAGGUCAAGGCGAUUCCCAUGCUGCAGGUACAAGUCUCGGUGCUGAAAGAGGAGAAGCGCAAUCUGCUGCGACAAGUGGAUGAGCUGAGUAAAACGAAUACCUGCAACAACACCCUGCACAGGCAUCGCAGCCAGUCGUUCUCGGAGCAGCGCGCCGCCCUGCGAAACCUCAAGAACUCCGACGUCGGCACGUCCACCAGGAACAUGGGCACCAUGUGCAGCGUGAUGACGAGGGACGUCGGGGUCUCGCAUCAACAGGUUCGGACGAGAGACAUCGGUAUGGUGACGAGCACGCCGAUCAAGCCGAUGCUGCAGAAGAGCCGGUUGCAGAUCCAAGAGAUCGUGCCCGACAUCCAAGACGAGAGCAGCGUGUCACUGCUGGAGGACGGGACCCCGUCGAGCCUGUCGAAGCUCUGCUCGAACUCGAGCCUAACGCGCGAUCAACCGACGCCGGAAACGAGGAAGAGACACCUGACGCGGACUCCGCUGCAAGUGGAAUCGAUACCGCCCAAUGAGAGCGAUCCAAUCGACCGUAAAAUGACGAAAAAAACGCGAGACUCGGGCACCAACACGGAGAACAGAGCCAGGACUCUGCAGUGCAGUCACUUCCUGAUCGAGGACAUUGCACCGGAAACGAAGAGGGAGCCGAAGAAGCGCUCGUGCGGAACAACGACGAGCUUGACGAUGAGCAACAUGCUAAGUAACGAGGACGCCUCGGCGCUCGUAGAGAGCGCCCUGAGGGCGUACAAGCGUAGUCUCGUGAAGGACACGUCGUCCAAGAGCACCCAGUGCAGCCUGGAGGCGCCCAAGGCUGUCGAAAAGCGGAACCAAGCGAUCCAGGUGACCGAGCACUUCAAGAUGCGCUCGCACGUGAGCGUGACCGCGAAGCCGAGGACGGCGGAGGUCGGGGUCGAGGUCAGACUGAGUCCCAAUAGCAGGACCGUGUGCGUCGGGCCGGAUCCCGUCGCGACGUCGCAGCCGGUGUCGUUGAACUCGAUGAACUCGAGGAGCCAUUCGUUCAACUACGGUGACAGCCGGGCCAAGAGCAAAACCAGCAGCAGCAGAUCGAUGGGCGUGAUGGUGGACGACUUGGUGAGGACGGUCGCGCGCGGCACCGACACGUCCGGCCUGGCGCCGAAGUGCCGCGACUUCGGCACCUCGCCGUUGAAGAAGAAGCUCGUGGACGUGUCGGUGGGCGACUCGGUCCGGCCGCACAUCUCCAUCUCGUGCGCGGCGAAUUACUGCGACAACUGCAAGGAGACGAUCAAGAGUCUGGCGAAGCAGAUCGCGAACAACGCGGAGAACAGUCUGAACCAUCAGAACAGCAGCCUGGUGUCAAGGAUCCCCAGGCCGUCCCACAUCCCAUUGAACGCCGGCGACCAUAGAAGGCAGUUCAAACGGCAAGACACGUAUACGAAGAUACCGGCCGCCGGUGUCAUCAGAUACGACACGGAUAACAAGGAGCAGUACGACAGCAGUAACCGGAUUCAACAACUACAGUCCGAGAAGAACAAGAAUGAGAAGACUGUGUCCGAGGAGACUCGUAAUGUGGAAAAGGAGACGGAUAGCGAGGAGAAGCCCGAGUUGCCCGAGUCAGCGUUGUUUCAGCCGAUUCAGGACAAGCCUAGGAAGAAGGUCGAGCCUUCCAAAGAGAUGCAGGCCGCCAUGAAGGUGCUGAACGACAGCUUGAAGAAGUCGCCCAGCAGGAAUAUCUCUCAUCAGCUGAAGAACGCCACCAAUAUAAUACAGCAGGAGUGGUUCAAGAUCUCCAGCAUGUCGAGCGCGAACCCGCUGGACGUUGAAGACUAUUUAGACUGCUUCGAGGAAUGCUCCGGCACUCUGCUAGAAUAUAUCGUCAACAUGACGGAUGCGAGCGGAAACACGGCGAUGCACUACGCGGUCUCUCACGGUAACUUCGACGUGGUGUCCAUAUUAUUAGACUCGAAGGUCUGCGACAUCAACAAGGCGAACGUAGCCGGCUACACGGCCGUCAUGUUAGCCGCGUUAGCGGAGGUCCGGAAUUCCACGCAUGCCUCCGUCGCGAACAGGCUGUUCCAGCUUGCAGAUGUCAACAUCCGCGCGAAACUGCACGGGCAAACGGCGCUGAUGCUGGCGGUGUCGCACGGACGCAAAGACAUGACGCAGCUGCUGCUGGACGCCGGCGCGGCAGUCAACAUCCAGGACGAGGACGGUAGCACCGCUCUGAUGUGCGCCGCGGAACACGGCCACGCUGACAUCGUGCGGCUACUGCUCGCUCACCCAGACUGCGACCCGUCGAUCGUCGACGUGGACGGCAGCUCGGCUCUGAAGAUCGCUCUGGAGGCGGGUAACCGGGACAUCGGCGUGCUACUGUACGCGCACGAGCACGUGAACCGCGGCACCAGUCCGUACUCGACCCUGAGGCGAAGCAGGAGAGGCUCCAAGCCGACGACGCCUACCGGACCGUCCCCGUCGGCUCCGGUCAGCCCGGCGCCGUCGCGGCGCAUUCAUUCGUCCAACGCUGCUCUGAACACAUCGAAAUAUUCCAAAUAAUUCCGCGACGCGCGCGCUGGCGGAUCGUCGCGUCCGUCUUAGCUCCGUCCGCGGCACCUUCGAGCUUUCCUUUCACGCACCUCUCCGAACGUAACAGUUAACCGGGAGGCGACCACGAUGAUAACACACACACACACACACAUACACACACACACACACAUAUACAUGCACAUGCACACACAUAUACACACGUGCGCACACAGACGGAACUCUUUGCAUUUAUAUGUAACUCCCCCCUUCCUAUGAUCUUUUUUAUACUGUCCUAUAUAAAUUGCGGUUAACAUACAUACAGAUAGUUACACGCGUAUACGCGUAUUUUCAUAUCCGUCAUCACUGAUGAACGCGUUUACGACGAUACGUUUAAAGUCUUCUUGCCUAACGAUCGAUUCGUCCCGACGGGGACUGUGUACUGUUGUAUUAUUUAAGAAAGAUCGAGAACGAUGCUCAACACUGUAUAUAUAUGUAUCUUGUUCAGGAUAACGUUGGAGGAAAUCUUUUAGUUUAGUUGGUAACGGAGUCGCCCUUGGUAACACGGUUCGUCGCGAACGUGAAUCCUCCGGUAUCGCACAAAUCUCUCUUUCUCUCUCGCUUCUUCGUGCAAAUUUUCCACGAUCCCACGUGGCAGUCCCGACUAUUAGCGACUAGCGCGCACAUACUGGGAGAACAGAAUUCCUCCUCUUAGGCGAAGUGUGUGUGUGUGUGUGUGUGUGUGUGUGUGUGGACGUGUGAGAAAGUACAAAAUAUAUUUGUAAAGGUCGACGAUACACGAUCCGCAGCGCUUAAGCUCGAUCGACUUCUGUGGUUCUAUUUUUUUUCCUUUCUCCCUAUUCUGUGGAUCAAACAUUCCAAUCACGCGCGAAUCGAUCGGCCAACCGAAUCUCUCGCGGCAGACAUCCUUUCACGACGCGUACAAUAGAGCGUGCAUAGAUUACGGGCCUAAUCUCGACUAAUUAACGCUUCUUGGGAUCAAAUCGUCAAUAGCGUAAAUCGUGUAACGACGUGCGCGUAGAGAGACGUUUUUACGUGUAUAUGUAUAGCGACAUAUAAUAAGUGUAACGGCGUGCGGGAUCGACGGUCACACGACGGCGUGACCUCGCGGUGGCAUCAAAUGUACUUAUCAGUGUUCUACGUUGAGAUAGAGAGAUGUUAAAUUGUGGAGAUUGUAUAGAUUUAGUACUCACAACAUGUGCGAUUUAGAGCACGAGCGUUGACGAAGGGCUUUUGCGAGAGAAAUUGUGUUUCUAAACUUGUUGAGGUUUUCAUAUCGAGAACUUUAUAUAUCACGAUAAUAUUGAGGUGUUAAUAUUCGUUUAUUUACAGCCGCAUCGUCGGCUCAUUAGGAAUUGCGUCUCCUCUCCCAUCUGAUCGCGAGGGAAGGAGAUGGAGAAACGAUCACGCACACACACACACACACAUAAACACACACAACACACACACAUACAUACAUUAAGGACUUUGUUUUCUUAUAGGGUUGUGAAUAUAGAUAGUCGUAAUUAAAUUAUUUAAGUUCGAGAGAUCAAAGAGCUAGAUCUUAACGUUACUCAUAAGUGUUUCUCCGCCUCUGUAAGUGAUUUUAUGGACGAGAUUGUUAGCGCGAGAUGAUUGUCUAUAUAUCGAACGUAGAAGGAAGAUCUAUGAAAUACAUACACAUACAUACACAUCAUACACGCGCACACUGAUUGUCUGAGUAGGAAUUUAGAAAGUAGCGAAGUACUUCUUAUUGUUUGUGCCUUUAUAUUUAACAUAUUCUCUACUCGAUAAUAAACCGAGACACGAUUCUAAA
Harpegnathos saltator (Jerdon's jumping ant) is the source of this 5541-nucleotide messenger RNA. RefSeq names its product KN motif and ankyrin repeat domain-containing protein 2 kank (gene Kank). Gene Ontology annotation, biological process: negative regulation of actin filament polymerization. The transcript has 7 exons. Gene Ontology annotation, molecular function: protein binding. NCBI's taxonomy places the organism in Eukaryota, Metazoa, Arthropoda, Insecta, Hymenoptera, Formicidae. The record is from RefSeq and is a predicted model, not a curated record. The coding region runs from base 981 to 3758 and encodes 925 amino acids. Gene Ontology annotation, cellular component: cytoskeleton; cytoplasm.